Messenger RNA from Penaeus monodon (black tiger shrimp), 2559 nucleotides. RefSeq names its product glutamic acid-rich protein-like. The record is from RefSeq and is a predicted model, not a curated record. NCBI's taxonomy places the organism in Eukaryota, Metazoa, Arthropoda, Malacostraca, Decapoda, Penaeidae. The transcript is spliced from 17 exons. The coding region runs from base 764 to 2260 and encodes 498 amino acids.
UCAUAUAUAAGGCUGGUGCAGUCGGCGCUUGCCCGAGGAAACACGCCCCUGGCACAACAGUAUGCCCGCGCUGCCAAAUUCAUGUGCCGCACCCACAAAUCUGCGAAAGCUUUUUUGGAGGCUUUUGCCCGUUUUGGUGACCCUUCACCUGAGUCCAUGACUUUCAUUCAGCCUUUUCCAGUGAGAACGUCGGGACAAAUUUAUGCAUUUCGAUAUUCACCAAGUAAGAUAAAAUUAACAUACGAGGGAAAGAAACUGAGUCUUGACAAAAACUCGAGAAGUAUAGAAGUGGCUAAUGAAGACUGGGAAUUGGAAGUAAUGCCUAUGGAUCCAGAAGAUGCAUCGCCGUUAUUACAAAAGGAAUUUGCAAGAAUAGCGUCAAAUGAAUGCAGAAAUAACAUAAUGAAACUGGCGAGGAAAAGUGACAAAUAUGAGGAAGAAAAGGAAAGAGAGAACUUAGUGAGACAACUACUGCACCUUUAUAAGAUGAAGAGGGACAGGAAAAGGAAGGAGGAAAAUAUUAAGAGAAGAAAUCAACAGCAAAAGAUGAGAGAGAACGUAAAGAUAAAGAUACAGAAAGAACUAGAGAUCCAAAGAGAACUAAAGGAAAGGAUGCUCCAGAGGGAACUGAGUAUGAUGAGGAAAAUGAACGUGGAUGCGAAACCACCAAAGAAAGUAAAACCUGUGAAAUCAGGACAGUUUCCAAGAAACACUUGAGAAUGGGAAAAGAUUCUUUGAGGAACAUCACUACCGUCAAGCUGUCAUGGCUUUUGAGAAGAUUAUGGAGGAGCAUCUCAAAAAACACAAAGGUGACCUGAAGGAAAUCCAGUUUGCAACAGCCUUGUGUGAGAUACAAUCUGGACGAGGCUACAUUACUGAUGGUAUGGAUAUCCUGAAGGUUUUAGUAGGUGACGCGGAAUUUGCAUCAGCUGCUCACUAUUGGCUUGCAGUUAGUUGCGAGAAGAUUUGUAUGUUUAAAGCUGCAGGGAGAUAUGCAGAACUUUGUAUUAAAGAACUAAAAGAAAAUAGAAACUAUAAAGGAAAUAUGUGGCCUGGUUCUUCCGAGAUCAUUCCUGAGACUACCCCUGCAUAUCUGGCAAAAGGCUCCAAGGAACUGCUUGAGAGAGUGACAUCAUCAGUUCCAGCACCUAAAGCAAAGUGCCAUCUGAGUAACUGUUGUUCAGUUCAAGGUCAUGCUUUUGCCAAACAGGAAAUUUAUUUACAAGACCUUGAAUUUAAAGGUUAUAUAAAUGUGACAUGUGAGGAGGAUUGCAUCAUCAGUUUCCAUCAUGUGUGCUGGAAAUCCUUGAAGGAACAAGAAAAAGAUGCCAAGAAAACAGAAAAGGAUUUUCUAGGUACAGAAUGCAUAACUCCAGAUUGUUCAGGCCUGAUAUAUAGCAUAACUAUAUAUGACAAUAACAAUGAAGUAAAGUUGGAACUAGUUAAAGAUAAAAAAAGAAAUGAAAGUACAAUAAAGGAAAAGAAGAAGAAGGAAAAAAAGAAAGAGAAACCACCAACGACCAAACCAGAUGCACGAGAAAAGAAGAAAGAGAAGCAAGGAAGUGCAAGCAUGGAAGCUGCUGGAUUAGAACAGAAACUACACUUGAAUGACACAGUAAAGGAGCCCUUUGUAAGAGAUACCACACAAGAAAUGGAAUCAACUGUUUCCAAAGCUCCUGCCCUGCCAAUUGAUCCUGAAAGCCUGGAAUGGAUAAAUGUUACUGUGCUCAAGCCAUCUGCUGAAGAAGAACAGACAGAUAAGGCUAAAUCCAUAAAGAAAAAGAAGAAAAAGAAGAAAAAGAAAGCCACACCUCAAGCUGAUCUUUUAGGAGAUCCACUAGAUGCAUCUGAAAAUGUUGAGAAUGAAUAUGUAGCACGUUUAAAAUUACUGAAGCAGGAGAAAGAAGAGAAAAUGAUGUCCAAUGAAGAACUAAGGAAACUGAAGAGGGCAAGAGCUCUACAAAAGAAAACCUCAAAAAAUGAAGCUUCCGAUAAUGUGGGGGAACUGCCAUCUGAAUGUCAGUAUGUGCCACCGAUUGACCCAAACAACCCAUUCUUCAUACCAGAAGAGCUUAGAAAAGAUAAUGUGAAAUUUGAGCAAUUCUUAAAAGGAGAAAAAUUUUGUGGAAAAACUUUGGAUGAUCCACUAAACACAGUUGUUCCUUGUUAUGAUGGUGACAUUAGUAUAAAUAUCCAAAGCAGGCUUCAAGAGGUAGGUCAAAAAAUACAAAACAGAAUCCACCAGUUCUCCGGACAGUAAUGAAGACAUGGUCACCGAAGCUGAGAGUGCAGCAUGUGCUGAUCUGAGAGCAGAAAUUCCUGAUAUAUCAUGCUCUGAUGUUGAUGUCAAUGUUACAUGUUCAAUUUGUCUGGAACCAAAUGAUGAUUUUGACUCGGAGACCCUUGACUGUCAACACAGAUUUCACCGUAAAUGCGUAAGAUAUUGGCUAAAACAACAGUCAAAUUGCCCUAACUGUCGGAAAUUUGCACUAACACAGGAAGACUAUCCAUCAUUGUUAGAUGCUAGAAAAUGGUUAUCAGCAUGAUUUUUUUCUUUCU